Portunus trituberculatus (swimming crab) is the source of this 2007-nucleotide messenger RNA. Its product is annotated as SCAN domain-containing protein 3-like. NCBI's taxonomy places the organism in Eukaryota, Metazoa, Arthropoda, Malacostraca, Decapoda, Portunidae. The record is from RefSeq and is a predicted model, not a curated record.
CUCAAAGUGGUCGAUAUCGACCCCCAGGGGUCGAUGGGACCAUCCAAGGGGUCGAUGAAUAUCCAGGGGGUCGAAAGGGGGUCGAUGAAUAAUCGAAGAGUCAGUAAAUGGUACUGCUGGAGUCGAAGGGACCUUUGAAGCCCCCGACUAGAAAUCCCAGAUUAUAAUUUGUAAACAUCUGAAGAAUAUCGGGCACCAUUAAAUAAAAAAAAAAAAACAUAAUUUAUUGAUUUCAAACAAUAGGAAAUUUUAGCAGUGCUGGCAACACUACAUUCAACCAAUCUUCCUUGUCUCGCACCUCUACUGCCCGUACCAGGGUCCGUACAGGAAGCAUUCCUGUCUCUGUCCUGUACUGAGUGAGCGAGCGUAUUCCCCGCCCCACCCCGCCCCACCCACACAUCUCGCUGUCUCGCUGCUCUCGCAUUCAGUGUACUCUUAGCUCCCGUAACUGGUCCGUGAAUUGAUUAUUGUGACGCAUUGAAAAUUGUGUGUAAUAGACAUAAUGGCUGCUGUAGCUGCUAAGAAGAAAUGCUGCCAGUAUUCUCAGGAAUAUUUGAAAUAUGGAUUCAUUACUUCAUUAAGCAAUGACACCAUGCCAUUAUGUCUCUUGUGUGAAAAGACUUUCAGUAAUGAUGCCAUGAAACCUGCAAAGAUGAAGGACCACCUUGAAAGAGUUCACUCUGAUAAGAAACACAAAGACCUUGACUAUUUCAAGACACUGAAAGAAAAACUCAAGGGUCGAUCAAGUAUCAAGACCUUUUUCAAAGCCCCCGCCAGUGCUGAUACUGAAGGAGGUUUAAAAGCCUCAUACAAAGCAAAGAAAGGAAAGGCACACACUAUUGGUGAAGAACUCAUAAUCCCAGCCAUUAAAGAAGUUAUAGAAACUGUUAUGAAGAAGGAUUCUAGCUCUGUUUUGAAAAAUUUGCCAUUAAGUAACAGUACAGUGCAAAGAAGAAUUGAUGAAAUGGCAGAUAAUGUUGAAAAAACCUUGGUGUCUGAACUUCAGGAUAGUAAGUUGUCUCUACAACUUGAUGAAUCAACUUUUGGCAGCUCUAAUCUUCUCAUGGCAUAUGUGAGGUAUUACAGUCAAAGUCAAAAGGACAUAAUUGAUGAAUUUUUGUUUGCUAAAUAUCUCACAGCUGAUGCCAAAGGUGAAACAAUUUUACGAUGUGUGCAGCAGUAUUUUGAAAAGCACAACAUACCUCUCAGUAAUAUUACUGCAGUGGCUACUGAUGGUGCACCAGCAAUGAUUGGCCGGUACAGAGGAUUUGCAAGCCUACUCAAAGAAAAAGUGCCUAAUAUACGUACUGUACACUGUGUACUGCACAGGCAACAUCUUGUAGCCAAGAAACUCAGUGGUGAACUGCAUGAUGCCUUGAAAGUACAAAGUGAAAAAAUUUCUGAUGGUGACCUAGAAACAUACAUAACUCAUCUGGAGAAUUUAAUUGAAGACUUUAAAGUGCGCUUUGAAGACCUGGAGAAAAUGAAUGUGCCUGAAUGGAUCCUAACACCGUUUGAUGUUGAGAUAGGGAAUGCAGACAUUCCAUUACACUUGAAGGAAGAAUUCAUUGACAUGACUGUGGACCUGGAAGCAAGUGCCUUGUUCAGAAGAAAAGGCCUCCGUGAAUUCUGGAUCAACGAGAACAACGUUGCUAAAUAUCCUCAGCUUUGUGCAGUGGUUGAGCCAUUACUUGCUUUCCCAAGUUCAUACAUGGUUGAAGCUGGUUUCAGUCAUGCAAAUGCAGUCUUAACAAAGCAGAGGAACAGACUAAGCUUGGAAGAACGAGGCGACCUACGGCUGAAGCUCACCAACCUGCAACCUAAAAUCAGCAUCCUUGUUGAGGCCCAUCAGGCACAUCCUUCACAUUAAUGAUGUCAACAUUGAAGGAGGAAAAGGUAUGUUGCACUGAGAAUUAAGUUGCAUAUACUCGUACACUUCGACAUAUUUUCAUACUGUGUUUAACGAUUUUAUAAUACGUACUGCAUGUCUACUACUACUACUACUAC